Messenger RNA from Cantharellus anzutake, 2217 nucleotides. RefSeq lists its product as uncharacterized. The record is from RefSeq and is a predicted model, not a curated record. Gene Ontology annotation, cellular component: membrane. Gene Ontology annotation, molecular function: myo-inositol:proton symporter activity. Lineage: Eukaryota; Fungi; Basidiomycota; Agaricomycetes; Cantharellales; Hydnaceae. The coding region runs from base 264 to 2090 and encodes 608 amino acids. Gene Ontology annotation, biological process: transmembrane transport. The transcript is spliced from 12 exons.
GUCUGUGGCUGAUACAUAGUGCGACGAAAGAAAUAAAGAAAAUAUCUAGCGUAUAUCAAGUGCAUCAGGCCCGGGUAUUGUUCACAUAUUAGCGAGUCACGCGUUGUAUCAAGUAGACUUCCUGGGCUAGCAUAUGGUGUAUUCGGGACUAGACAACCGAUGUAUACAUAAAGCGGAAAAAAUUUGCAUCCCCCCACAGCUUUGCAUCCCUCCUUUCCUCUCCUAGUCGGAGUUCCCUCCUACGCUCUACUAUUCGGGGAACCAUGGAUCCAAAGCUUGAGAAGGGCAGUUUCACAGAGGGUAAAAUCGAAGACGUUCGUGAGGUGCUCAACAACAAUGUCAAUGCGAGGAUCCAGAACCCUCUGCAUGGUAUCCACCGUGACGACCUUCUUCGAGAUGUCGAAAGAUUUGCCCGCGAAAAAGACCUAGAGGAGCAGCUCAAGCUUCUUCAGAAAGGCGCACUUCUCGCGCAGAACCCUAGUCAGUUCGAAACUAUCCCAGAACUGGAUGAAGCAGACCGCCAAGCCAUUCGCCGCGAGAAGACCCAUCGUUGGGACCAAAAGUGGGACUUGUACAAAACAGUCGUCAUCUGUUCGAUUGCUGCGGCCGUUCAGGGUUGGGAUCAAACGGGAUCUAACGGCGCCAAUCUAUCUUUCCCUGAGGAAUUUGGCAUCAGCUUGAAAGCUUCGAAUCCUCACGCUGCGCGAAACCAAUGGAUCGUAGGCCUCAUUAACUCAGGCCCCUAUAUUGCAAGUGCAUUAUUAGGAUGUUGGUUGACCGAUCCACUCAACAACUUGCUCGGUCGUCGAGGCACCAUUUUCUUCUGUGGGAUAUUCUGCGUCUUCGCCGUGCUCGGACAAGGGUUCUGUCAUACAUGGCCACAACUUCUCGUUUGUCGUCUCCUUCUUGGACUUGGUAUGGGUCCCAAAGCUACGACGGUCCCGGUCUUCGCUGCCGAAAAUACUCCUGCAGCUGUCCGAGGUGGUUUGGUAAUGUCUUGGCAAUUAUGGACCGCGUUUGGCAUCUUCCUUGGUUUCUGUGCCAACCUAGCUCUUUAUCGCGUCGGCAAAAUCGCAUGGCGUCUCCAGAUAGGCUCUGCUUUCCUCCCUGCCGUUCCUCUAGUUCUUUUCGUCUUCACCUGCCCCGAGUCUCCUCGCUGGCUCAUGAAGAAGAAUCGUUACAAGGAAGCGUUCCAGUCUUUCCUUCGCUUGAGGAACACACCGCUUCAGGCUGCAAGGGAUCUGUACUAUGUCCACGCGCAACUUGAGGCCGAGAAGGAAGUGCUGAAGGGAUCUACUUUCUUCAGCCGUGCAGUGGAGUUGUUCACGAUCCCCCGUGUCAGGCGGGCAACGCUUGCGAGUUGGGUGGUGAUGAUUGCCCAGCAAAUGUGUGGUAUCAAUAUCAUUGCCUUUUACUCGAGCACCAUCUUUUCCGAGGCUGGAUAUUCUACGAAGAGCGCGCUAUUAGCCUCGUUUGGGUUCGGUCUCGUCAACUUCCUUUUCGCCUUCCCUGCUGUUUGGACCAUUGAUACUUUUGGUCGUCGGAACCUCCUCCUUUUCACGUUCCCCAACAUGGCAUGGUGUCUCCUUGCAGCUGGUCUCGCUUUCCUCAUCCCAACAAGCAAUAACUCUCGCGUUGGUGUCAUUGCGUUCUUUGUCUACCUCUUCACUGAGGGUCCCGUGCCUUUCCCUUAUUCUGCGGAAGCCUUCCCUCUCACCCAUCGUGAGAUUGGCAUGUCCUGGGCUGUCGCGACGUGCCUCUUCUACGCUUCGGCCCUGUCCAUCACUUUCCCCCGCAUGUUGAGUGUCCUUGGAAGUCUUGGUGCUUUCGCGUUCUAUGCUGGUUUGAACAUGACUGCCUUCGUGAUGAUCUUCCUCCUCGUACCUGAAACGAAGCAGCGUACGCUCGAAGAACUCGACUACAUCUUCGCCGUUCCAACUAGUCGCCACAUGUCGUACCAGCUUAAGGAAACACUCCCUUAUUUCAUCAAGCGUUACAUAUUCUGGAAUAGGAGUGCUGAACUCAAGCCGUUAUACAACUUUGAUGAUGUUGUGUCCGUCAGUGGUGUUCCUGAAGUUGCAGCUCAUUAGGACUUCGACUAGAGAGAAUUGAGCUAGCAUACGAAUCAUGAAGUUUGGAACCCCUAGGUCGCUGAUGGGAAAAUAGCUCGUUCCUAGGUGUACCUUAUACUCUUUAAUCUUUUCUUUUUCCUUUUUU